UGUCUUCCGUAGUCAGGGAGCGCGCCGAAGAACAGGUUACAAAGGGUAAAUCAGAUUAUUAGGUAAAAUGGAUUUGUGACGUAAGGGUUUAAAACUGCAGGGAGCAUUGCGUGUACUAGGCAACACUAAGACGCAAGACAGUCUGUGUAGGGAAGCGGACAGCAGUGAACCUUCUUACCAAUGGUGGGCAUGGCACUUCAGUUAUUGUAGCUAACAUCGUUAUAUACAUCAAACUGCAAAGAAUGGCUUCUUUUUUGCAGAUUCCUGAUGAAGAGAAGGGCCAUGAUUUGAAUCUAUUUUGUGUUCCAAAACACUAUGAAAACGAUUUGGAGAGGGUCAUUAUUCCCCAUGGCAUAAUCAUGGACAGGACAGAACGUUUGGCCCGAGAUAUAAUGCAGGACAUGGGAGGACACCAUAUUGUUGCUCUUUGUGUUCUGAAAGGUGGUUAUAAAUUCUUUGCCGACCUGCUAGAUUACAUCAAGGCACUUAAUCAAAACAGCGAUAAAUCUGUACCGUUGACUGUGGAUUUCAUUAGACUUAAAAGCUACUGUAAGGAUCAAUCUACAAACAGUGUGAAAGUUAUUGGAGAAGAUGAGUUGUCAGCCCUUACUGGGAAAAAUGUUCUGAUUGUUGAGGAUAUUGUAGAAACAGGCAGAACCAUGCAGACACUUCUGUCUCUAUUAAAUGGAUACGGCCCAAAGAUGGUUAAAGUAGUAAGCCUUUUGGUCAAAAGAACACCAAAAAGCUCAGGAUACAGGCCAGACUACAUCGGAUUUGAGGUUCCUGAUCAGUACCUGGUUGGAUAUGCCCUGGACUACAAUGAAUACUUCAGAGAUCUUAGUCACAUCUGCAUUCUGAAUGAAAAUGGAAGGGAGAAAUACAAAAUGUGAGUGGAAAAUCUCAAGAAAGCUCAACCAAUGGAAACUAAGGGCACUGUGAAGCUCCUUGUCUAGCUUUUUUUGUGUUGUGAAAUGUUUAUUUUUCUACG
This is a messenger RNA of Megalops cyprinoides (Indo-Pacific tarpon), 988 nucleotides long. RefSeq names its product hypoxanthine phosphoribosyltransferase 1, like (gene hprt1l). Gene Ontology annotation, biological process: IMP salvage; purine ribonucleoside salvage; guanine salvage. Lineage: Eukaryota; Metazoa; Chordata; Actinopteri; Elopiformes; Megalopidae. The transcript has 9 exons. Gene Ontology annotation, molecular function: hypoxanthine phosphoribosyltransferase activity; magnesium ion binding. The record is from RefSeq and is a predicted model, not a curated record. The coding region runs from base 243 to 890 and encodes 215 amino acids.